Molecule: messenger RNA, 1418 nt
Organism: Setaria italica (foxtail millet)
Lineage: Eukaryota; Viridiplantae; Streptophyta; Magnoliopsida; Poales; Poaceae
Product: cysteine protease XCP2
Exons: 2
Coding region: 82-1167 (361 amino acids)
Cellular component (GO): lysosome
Molecular function (GO): cysteine-type endopeptidase activity
Source: RefSeq, a predicted model, not a curated record
CAUGCGAUCUCACAAUCAAACAGCAACCUCUUCUCCGAUCCUUCCUACUAGCUACUGAGUGAGCAAGUACUGGUGAUCAAGAUGGGCAAGCUCUCCAUCGCCGCCGUCCUCCUGUGCGCCGCCGGCGCGUGGCUGCUGGCGGAGGCCCGCCCCCACGGCGACGACAUGGAAAAUGACUUCUACUCCAUCGUGGGGUACUCGCCGGAGGACCUCGGCAGCCAUGACCGGCUGAUCAAGCUGUUCGAGGAGUGGGUUGCCAAGUACCGCAAGGCGUACGCGAGCUUCGAGGAGAAGCUGAAGCGGUUCGAGGUGUUCAAGGAGAACCUGAAGCACAUCGACGAGAUUAACAGGGAGGUGAGCAGCUACUGGCUGGGGCUGAACGAGUUCGCCGACCUGACCCACGACGAGUUCAAGGCCGCCUACCUCGGGCUCAGCCACCAGCGGCCGAGCAGGACCUCCAACUCCGGCGGCGGCAGCUUCCGGUACGGCGGCGUGAGCCGCGGCGACGUGCCGAAGGAGGUGGACUGGCGCAAGAAGGGCGCGGUGACGGAGGUGAAGAACCAGGGGCAGUGCGGCAGCUGCUGGGCCUUCUCAACGGUGGCGGCGGUGGAGGGGAUCAACCAGAUCGUGACGGGGAACCUGACGUCGCUGUCGGAGCAGGAGCUGAUCGACUGCAGCACGGACGGGAACAACGGCUGCAACGGCGGCAUGAUGGACUACGCCUUCUCCUACAUCGCCGGCAGCGGCGGCCUGCACACGGAGGAGGCCUACCCGUACCUCAUGGAGGAGGGCGACUGCGACCAGAAGGCCGGCGACGAGAAGGUCGUCACCAUCUCCGGGUACGAGGACGUGCCGGCCAACGACGAGCAGGCGCUCGUCACGGCCCUGGCCCACCAGCCCAUCAGCGUCGCCAUCGAGGCGUCCGGCAGGCACUUCCAGUUCUACAAAGGGGGCGUGUUCGAUGGUCCGUGCGGCGCGGAGCUGGAUCACGGCGUGGCGGCGGUGGGCUACGGCACCAGCAAGGGCCAGGACUACAUCAUCGUCAAGAACUCGUGGGGCCCGCACUGGGGUGAGAAGGGGUACAUCCGCAUGAAGAGGGGCACCGGCAAGCCAGAGGGCCUCUGCGGCAUCAACAAGAUGGCGUCCUACCCAACCAAGGGCCAGUAGAGACGACGACCCCCUGCAGCCACGCAUGCAUCACUACUACCGUGCGCAUGAACAUCAAGAUGCAUCAUCCUUUCGAUCAAGUCAAAUCGUAGCCUUUUGUACUUCUCAUCUUUAUUUCUUCUUUCCCUUUUAAUUUGUUUGGUGAGCGUGUUUAAUUUCUCGAUCGAUCGGGGAGCAAAAGGCACUCAUGCACGAGCUGCCUGAUGAAAUGAUGGAUGGAAUAAACUUUGACCUUUACUUUAUUGGCUAUA